AUGGACGACGAUUAUGUUGCCAAGGUCCUGGCCAAGGAGGCUAAGGAGAGCUCUAUAAAAUAUGCAUCUCAAGGGAUGAGUGCUUUUAUGCCUUCAAGGCCGACAAGCAAUGCCCCAAAACCCAAUACCCGCUUCCUACGGAAUCUCAUCAAAGUAACAGACAAUCAUAACACAGCUCUCAAGCUCAAAGAGGAAAGAGAAGCACGUGAGCGUAUGCGCCAACUGAAAUAUAAGGCCUCGGGUACUUCAGUGAAGUGCGAGGAUCAAGAGACCGCCGGAGAGGAGAUCGGGAAGAUCGCAAUCGCUCGCAUCGAAAAAGAACACGAAGUCGCUCCCCUUCGGCUGAACGAGACCGAUCGCGGAGGCAUCGACGAAGAAACGAAGAGUAUGACGGAACUAGAGAGAGGGACAAAGACCGCGAUGGACAUCGGCAUGAACACAGGGAUCACGAGUCAUCUAGGAGGGGUCGACGGGACAGAGAUAAGGAACACACCAGGCGGCGACCCAUUCUCCACACAGGACCGAAGUACCGACCGUCAUCGCCAUCGAAGACACAAACGUCAAUCUGGACAUUCUGCUCGCUCCGUUUCCCGUUCCCGCUCACCAGAGUCGUACAAAUCUCGGCGGUCAAAGCGGGAAGAUGCAUCGCCACAUGGCUCCCGCCGUUCACACCUUGAGACCAGCACGCAGCAUAAACGAGUGUCGCCGUUGUCUACUAUAACUGCACGCCAAAGCGAGAUGGGCGACGAAUCCGAUCCCUUAGAAGACCUUGUCGGACCACUUCCUCCUCGACAAGACGAGGCACCUAUCCGCUCGCGCGGGCGAGGUGCCUAUAAACACAACAUGAGCAAUAUCGAUGCUCAUUUUGCACCCGGCUACGACCCAGCCACCGAUGUGCAUCUAGAUGAAGACAAAUUACACUCCAUGGGCCAGGAGUCCUCUCGUCGUCCUGUCGCAGGGCUCAUGACAAAAGACGAUGACUGGGACAUGGCAAUGGAGGCGCUGCGUGAUCGUGAACGCUGGAGAAGCAAGGGCGAGGAAAGGCUACGUACAGCAGGGAUUGAUGAGGCAGUUAUUGAUAAAUGGAAGAAUAACACUGCUUUUGCGGGCAUGGACGGAGAAGGCAAACCGGAGGAUGUACAGUGGUCGAAGAAAGGCGAAGGACGGGAAUGGGAUCGCGGCAAGUUUGUGGAUGAUGAUGGUCAUAUUGAUAUUCGGGCGGCCUGGUAG
Molecule: messenger RNA, 1230 nt
Organism: Penicillium mononematosum
Lineage: Eukaryota; Fungi; Ascomycota; Eurotiomycetes; Eurotiales; Aspergillaceae
Exons: 4
Coding region: 1-1230 (409 amino acids)
Source: RefSeq, a predicted model, not a curated record